Molecule: messenger RNA, 672 nt
Organism: Caenorhabditis briggsae
Lineage: Eukaryota; Metazoa; Nematoda; Chromadorea; Rhabditida; Rhabditidae
Exons: 5
Coding region: 1-672 (223 amino acids)
Source: RefSeq, a predicted model, not a curated record
AUGAAUAGGGUCCGCCGCUCAUCAUCUCUCCAUAACCCAGAGUCCAAUUUCUAUCCGAUCGACGAUUCAAGACUAUCCGAAGUCUCCGCCCUCACCCCAUCAAGCAGUUUUUUCUCCGUUUUCUCAAGUCCAGUUUCUCCAAAACCCCCAAGUUUCGCGACAAGUGCAAUGGCUCGUCAACGAUGCUGCUUCGGAGCGUGCCAACUCCGUGUUGGCGCAUGUGCCAUUGGUGUAGCUUGCAUCCUGAUCUCUAUUCUCUCACUCUGCUCAUUGCUCUCCGUAUCCACCACAAUGACAUCCGAUGCCCAAUCUUUCCUUACUACUCCAAUAGUUUUGUCUCUUGCUCAAUUCGCUACUUCAAUGAUCAUGAUCGUAGCAGUGCUCACCAGUUUUCAUUGGCUCCUCUUCCCCUUCUUGCUGUCCAUGAUGUCCAACUUACUAGCUCUCGUUGUUCUCUGCUCAUGGAGUGUUCUUCGUCGCCAUGAACUAUCCCAACCAGUCGUCGCCUUGAUUUUGAUCGUUUCUGUGGGCGUCUCACUUCUCUAUGCUUGGUUCCUGGCGAUCGUCUCACAAACAUUCUUUGUUAUUCGAGACCGGAAGAUUAUGGGAUACGACGAUGAAUUCGACAUCGAGAACCGACAAUUCGAUCGAGCAAGCAGUUCAAUUGUCUGA